Salvelinus namaycush (lake trout) is the source of this 1140-nucleotide messenger RNA. Its product is annotated as inhibin beta C chain-like. Gene Ontology annotation, molecular function: cytokine activity; growth factor activity. Gene Ontology annotation, cellular component: extracellular region. Lineage: Eukaryota; Metazoa; Chordata; Actinopteri; Salmoniformes; Salmonidae. The coding region runs from base 1 to 1140 and encodes 379 amino acids. Gene Ontology annotation, biological process: SMAD protein signal transduction. The record is from RefSeq and is a predicted model, not a curated record. The transcript has 2 exons.
AUGCCUAGCUCAGUCGCACUGCGUUUUCUCUUCUCUUGGGUGGCCCUCCUCUCCAGCCUCCAUCAGGGGGAGGGCCGGCCCCGCCUGGCCCAAGACAGUACACCCCGCCUGGGGCAGGAGGAGAGCCAGAGGGCCCUGCUCCUGGAGGCAGUGAAGACAGGCAUCUUGAGCUCCGUGGGGAUGGAGAAGGAGCCCAGGCCCAGGGAAUUGGCUUCAGAGGAGGAGCUGAGGAGGAUGCAUCAGCUCUACAGGGAAACACUGAGGCAUCUGACAGGGAACUCCAGUCAGGAGGGGGAAUCCCGGCAUUCCCCUAGGAGGACAUCCACCCUGCUUCUCCCAGCCACAGUGGAGCCUUUCAAAGUGCUUCGGACUGAUGAGGAACACACAUCAGAUGUGCUUUGGUACAGAGCUGUCUUCCACAAGAACCCAAACAUCAGGAAGGAUCUCACUUUGGCCCGGGCUGAGCUGAAGCUCUACAGACAACUGUUGGAUGGCUCGAAAGCUGCCGAGCCCACGAUUAGUGAAGAGGUUCAUGUUAAGAUCUAUGAGAUGAAACCGCUGAACUCUUCUCUAUUGAUUCACACAGAGACCCUUGUUCAGACGCUCGCUACAAGAACUGGAGAUUUAACUUUGGACAUCAGAACUGUUGUUGAUAAGUGGAGAGGGAGGUCGGACGGCUACUCUCUGGUUGUGGAAGUAGGACUGGUCGUCGAAGAGGGAACUGAUCCCAGGAGGACCCCUCAGAUGGUCCUGGAGGUAGACCUUGUAGAGCCUAGAUCAGCAGGCAGAAGGAGACGGACUCGCUCCAACAAAGAAGACAACUGCGAUGAAGAUGGUCGCUGCUGCCGAAAGUCUGUCAACGUGUCCUUCAAGGAGAUUGGCUGGUCAGACUGGGUCGUUGCCCCCGAUGGUUACAACAUGCACUUCUGUGACGGCUCCUGCCCCCACAACUACAAGCCAGCUAGCAUGCACGCGCAGGUGAAGUCUCGUCUUCAUCAUAUCAACAAGGGAGCAACACCUCGGCCCUGUUGUGUGCCGGCAGCCUAUGAACCUAUGGUCCUCAUGCACUACGACAGUCGGGGAAAGUUGAAGCUCACACCCUUCAAUGACUUGAUUGUCAGCAAAUGCCACUGUGCUUGA